Molecule: messenger RNA, 977 nt
Organism: Salvia miltiorrhiza (redroot sage)
Lineage: Eukaryota; Viridiplantae; Streptophyta; Magnoliopsida; Lamiales; Lamiaceae
Exons: 5
Coding region: 267-773 (168 amino acids)
Source: RefSeq, a predicted model, not a curated record
GCAUAUGCCACAUUCCAUAUUAAAUUACGUGGCAUAUUCAUAUAUUUAUCACAAAAUAAAAAGGGGAAAAGAAAAUAUAAUUGUCAACCGCCUGUUAGUUAACUUCAAUGCGCGGCUGCUGUUUUGCUCCCAAGAUCGACUUUGAAUGCUUGCAAUUUCCGUCAAAAUUUAGGGAAGGUAGCGGGAAGCGUGUUCUUUGCUGAAAUUGAGAAGAAAAGGGGCAGUAAUUGAAGAAUAUUGAGAUAGUAAAUAAGAGAGAGAGAGAAAUGGUGAGGGGUGAUUUGGGGGGAUCAACAGUGGGGUUGGAUCAAGAAUCGACGGCAACUGGAACAUGGGCGCUUUUCACAAAUGACGCGUUGAUGUCUGCCUUUCUUGGCUUCGCUAUUGCUCAGGCCAUUAAGUUCUUUACUGUCUGGUACAAGGAAAACCGAUGGGAUCCCAAGCAACUUAUUGGAUCUGGUGGCAUGCCAUCAUCCCAUUCAGCUACGGUGACCGCUCUUGCAGUUGGUGUUGGUCUACAAGUGGGUUUUGGAGGACCGCAAUUUGCCAUUGCAUUAGUCUUGGCAAGUGUGGUGAUGUACGAUGCAACUGGUGUAAGAUUACAUGCUGGACGUCAAGCAGAGGUAUUAAACCAGAUUUUAUGUGAGCUUCCAGCUGAGCAUCCUCUUGCUGAGAGCAUACCUCUACGCGAACUUCUUGGUCACACACCUACUCAGGUUGCUGCUGGUGCGGUUCUGGGAUCAAUUACAGCAAUAGUUAUUCAUUUAAUCUGACGCAAUCAGGAUAAAGACUUUGUUUAGAGUUACUAAAGAGUUACUAAAGGUAGCUCAAAGGUACAUAGCAAAAUUUGUUGUUACUAGGAUUAUUCACCAAAGGACAAUUCCUCUGUAACACUUUUCUCCUUCCUUGUUUCUAUAAACGUAUAGUCUGCCUCCAAUAUUUCAUGCAUUUUUUAAUCCAAUCAUAGUUCAAUUGCA